This is a messenger RNA of Pelodiscus sinensis (Chinese soft-shelled turtle), 2836 nucleotides long. Lineage: Eukaryota; Metazoa; Chordata; Testudines; Trionychidae. The record is from RefSeq and is a predicted model, not a curated record.
GGGGACGUGGGGGGCGGGGUGCGGGAUGUGACAGCCGUACCGGUCUGUGACGCAGCGCUGAGCGGCUUGACAGACGACGAGAUCAAGGACUGUUUGAACGCCGAGGCGGCUGUGAGUGUCAGAAAGGGCUCGACCAAGGGUGGGUACAGCAGAUGCGAGGAGGCGAAGAAGAAGGGGACCGUUCAGGAGAGCUUCCACGAGACGUAUCAGGAGCGCCACGUGGCGGUGGAGGGAGGACACAGCACAACCGACGUCCUCUUCUCCGGGAAGGACGCCAAAGUCUUCUCAGCAUGGGAGGAGAGCCUCAAAGCCAGCCCUGGCCUGGUGUCCUAUUCCCUGCAGCCCAUCCACAGCCUGGUGGAGCAGGACGACCCCAAGCGGGAAGAGCUGAGUCGGGCGGUGAGUGAGUACAUCACUAAAAGGGCCCUAUGGAGGAAUUGCACCCAGAGCUGUCCCCCAGGGACCGAGCGCAGCGCCCACGACCCCUGCUCCUGUGUCUGCCCUGGGGAUGUGGUGACCAACACCAUGUGCUGCUCGCGGGAACGUGGCCUAGGGAAGCUGAUCGUGACUGUGCAGAAAGCCAGUGGCCUCUGGGGGGACUACAGUUCUGCUACGGAUGCUUUUGUCAAGGUCUUCUUUGAGGGCAAGGAGGUCCGGACCAACACCAUCUGGAACAACGACAAUCCCACCUGGAACGUCCACUUGGACUUCGGCACCGUCCGCCUCAACAGCGCCAGCAAGAUCCGCGUCGAGGUCUGGGACGAGGACAACAAGUACGAUGAUGACAAGCUGGGAAACUGCGACAUCCCGCUGGAGUCUGGGGGGCCCCACCAGAAGGAUUGCUACAUGAACCACGGCCGCGUCUGGUUCCAGUACAGCCUGCGCUGUGGGCCCCACCUCGGGGGUCAGGGCUGCUCUGACUAUGUCUCCCAGCCCCCCCGGCAGAGCACAGCCCAGGGGAAGGAGGCAAAGGCCUUUUGGUGAGCCCCUUAGCUAGGGGAUCGGAGAGGGGGCUGGGUGUGCACUGGUCAAUUGCGCAUCUUGUCCGACCAUUUCCUGGCUCCCGCUCUGCUGAUCCUGCUCUUCAUGCUGUCGCUCCUGCUUGGGAUUCGGCGUGUCCUGUGCCUGUAAGAGACUGUCUGCUCCCGUGAGCCCCUCAUCCUCACAGCUCCCUCUGGGGAAACAGCCCAUCGCAAUCCGCCCAUUCCGCAUCCAUCCAACUACUGCGUCCAGUGAUCUACUGUGUUCAUCUAACCAAUAAGCCCAAGUAUUUGCCUCCAGAAUUCAACCUAUCCUCACCCUCCUCUAAUCUACAGCCUGUCAAUCACACAAUGGGUGCAUUUAGUUUACCCAAGGUAUGCAACCAAGAAACCACCAACUGAAUUUAGUGCUUCCAAUCUUCCCGUCCAAGCUACCGAUCAAAGAACGAAUUUGGUGCGUCCAUCAUAUCCACCAACCAGUGCCUGUAUCUAGUGCAUCCAAUGCAUACAACAAACCAACCAAUGAAUCUAUCCAGUGCAACCAAACCUGAAACGAAGGUAUCUACAGCAUCCCAUUUAAAAGGCCAGCUAGCCAGCCAACCAAUGAAUGUGUUUGGUGCAUACAAAAUAUCUAGCCAGGCAAUCAACCAAAAUGUUGAGUGGCUCCAAUGUAACCAGCCAACCAUGAGGUUUAUUUAGCCUAUCCAGCCUACCUGCCUACCAAUGUCUCCAAGGCAUCUGUCCAGCCAACUAACCAGACUAACCAGUCUGUGUAUCCCAUGCAUCUAUUCUCAACCUGUUUAGCAUCGUUGGCUGUAUAUGGAGCUCUCUGUCUAUUAUGUGAUCCACAUCCACACUAUAUCUAUACUGACUGUGUGGCCACCAAGAUGUCACUUGAGAUUGUGGUGAGUGGGCCGCGAGAGGGCUAUGGGUUGAUAAUCACUGAUGUAGUGCACCCAGUGUCACUAACCAGUCACACAACUAAGAUCUUAGGUACAUCCAGCCAACAAACCCACCAACCAACCAACCAAUUGAAACAGCCAACCAAUGAAUGUCCUAACUACCUACAACCAACCCAUCAACCAAUAUGUACAGGCUGCACAACCAAUCCGGCAUCCCAAGUAUCCAUCUGCCCAAUGAACUCAUCUAUCUGGUGUGUCUCCUUGAAAGCGAUGGCCUCUCCAGGAAAGGAAAAGGAACAAAGCUCAGUUCUGUCAUAGGCUCUACUAAUUAACCCCCUGUAAAAAUCUGAGGCUGCUCCAGGGAUGGGCGUGGUUCUAAACACCUAGCAAAUGGGCUGAGUUCCUGGAAGGAGGAUUCCUUAGGGAGCUGGUGUGCAACUGUUGAAUCUCUUGUUUUCCACAUUUAACCAGCUACUUUGGGGUUCGUUAUGGCAUCAUGAGUGCACAGGCCUCGCCAAACCUCCAGCUGGAUGCUCUCUGCACCCAUGGUAAACAAGGAGGAUGACAUAUGACUAGCCAUCAAUAGGAUUCAGAGUGAACACACAGGAGAACAUUCCAGAGGGUAUUGGUUCAGACUGUCAGCAGGCUCAGGGAGAUGGCAUUGCAUUGGGGUCCGCACUGGCAAGGGCAAAUUCCCCCUAAUUUGGUGAUUAAAGCCUUUUCCUCAUUCAUCCUCACCUGCAUCCACUGAGAGCCUAGAUCAAUAGCUCUGUGAUGCCCCUCACUGAGGAAGGGGGGUUGUUCACUCUGAACCCUAGUGUUGGCAAGUGAAAUAACUCCAGCCUGGAAAAAUGCUAUGCAGCUUUGCAGCUCGACUGCAAAACGAUUUCCUUCUGGGAGGAUUCCAGGUUUCUGAGCUUUGGAAAUAUAUCUCCCUGCUUUAAUAAAUAUUUG